Messenger RNA from Uranotaenia lowii, 1795 nucleotides. RefSeq lists its product as uncharacterized. The transcript is spliced from 3 exons. The coding region runs from base 764 to 1795 and encodes 343 amino acids. NCBI's taxonomy places the organism in Eukaryota, Metazoa, Arthropoda, Insecta, Diptera, Culicidae. The record is from RefSeq and is a predicted model, not a curated record.
UCCAGGUGUUGGCUGUGCCGACCUCCUGGAUCCAAAAGAACGUGCUGAUGUGGCCAAAGUUGUCGGUCGAAAAAAUUGAGCGGUUGCGCGUAAGCGGUUCCGAAUUCAACGGACCAACCAAGCGGAUUCCCGUAAUCGUUUGGAGAAAGCUCCGGAACUUUAAAGCAGCUGAAAAAGCUGCGGAAGAGCUCGCGAGAAAGGAAGUGUCCGAUGUGGAAGGGAAGAAAAAGUUAUUAAAACCAGAAAAGAAACCAAAACUGAUUGAUGCCAAGAACUACAAUUUGAUGUGUGCAGGUAAGAAAAGUAAAGUAAGUUUUUCAAGACACAAAUAAGUAAACACUUUUUCCUUCAGCGCUCCAGAAUCCGCCACCCAACGCAAACCGUGACCCACAAUGCAACUUCAAGCCGGCACUUGACCAUCAGCAAACGCAAAAUUUACCGAGCCGAAAGACAACACCGUCCCCGUCACAACUUUCGAUUACGCACGUUCCGUUGGAGCAGGCAACAUUCAUUCAAGUGCCGCAAACAUCUUCAGCGCUCUCGUUACCGGUGGUUCAACAACCGAUCGUGACGCCACAGAGAAACGCACCUCAGGUUCAUCAAGCUGAAACGUACAAGCAGACUACAUCGCUACCACUGUUCAUCAAUCAGUCCGCCACCACACCACCAGACCAGUUUGCAGGUAAGGAUACUUUUCAUAUGGAAUCUCCAUUUAUUAAUUUGUGUCCGUGUUUUUUUUUCAGAAACAACAUCGACGCACUACAUGCAGCAGAAAGUAGAACCAAUGUAUUGUUCACAAAAUGAUAUAUAUUUUCUUUCGACGGAUUCGGCGACUGGCUACGGAAAUUUGGAUAAGCAUGUCAUAGCAGGUGGCAACGAUACUGUGACGUACGGCGAGUUGAAGAAGGACUUGCAGCAGUUUAUUCAGACUACAAUGGAAGCAACAGUACAGAAAUGCUUCGAGGAUCAUUUUGCACGAUUGGCCGCACUGAUGGAAAUCCACUCAAAACAUCCCAGUGAGUCGUCUGAACCAUUUGAGGACCCUGUUGAAAAUCACAAAAGGAUUAACAAUGAAUGUGAAUUGCAUGACUGGAAUUUGAAGCUGGGAAAUCAAACUCUUUGUGAUAAAUAUCUUACUUACUUCACCCGAAUCAUUCCACCGAGUUCGUACCAUUCGAAUGGAAAUAAUGCGUGCUACACGAUUGUGGAUUGCUUAUUUACCAGAGAUUUCUGGACCCGCUUCACCUGGACCGGAAUCAACCGAGGCGAAAAAUCGAAACGUGGUUUCAGAGAGUUUGGGAACGUUCUACAUCUUCUUCUCAAACUAGUCUGCAUUGGUGAUCCAACAUACACUGCUCAAAAGUUGGAGGACUUCAUCAGAUCUCGUUUGUUCCGGUACUGCAAACCCCGUUCAUCCAGUAAGAAGUUACGCCGAUCUGCAACCCGCCCUUCGCGAAUCAAGUAUACCGAAGAGAAUCCUGUGGAAGCUAUGGAUGCACCGGAAUCAGCUAGUACUGAUGUAGUUGUGGAGCAAGCUGGUGAUCGUGAAUCGGUAAUGAUUCUGGGUGACUUAAUGGACGAUAAAGAAAUGUAUGCUGGUGAAUAUGUUGAUAUUGAAUAUUAUGAUGAUGAAGAUGCUGGUGGUGAAGAUGCUGGUGAUGAAGAUGCUGGAGGUGAAGAUGCUGACGGAGUACAUGAUAAUGGUGAAGAUGACGGUAGCGAAGAUGAUCGUAGCAAAGAUGAUGGUAGCGAAGACAAUGGUAGUGAAAAUGAUUAUAGCGAAGUUGAUGAUUAA